AUGGAUCGCAACGGUAACUUCGACUACCGAAACUUCUUCUACCCAGGUCCAGCACCACUCCCAGUGCAGAUCUACCCAGUAAACGGCGACCCACGCUUCCCCUUCCACUUCCCGUCCGGCACGCCCAACACCAACAUGGCCAGGCGCGACUCCGCCUCUCCCUCAGCGCGCGAAGACAUCACCGCCGAUGAGGCCGCCCUCGACCCGGCCGCAUCGGCGAGUCCGCCCUCUGGUGGUAUGGUAGCCAAGCGCGACGCGGCGGCGGCGCAGGCCACGACCACGCCGCCCGUGAAGCUCGACCACGUCGUCCAGGGCCUGUCGCACCUCCUGGAGGAUGCCAUCGCCUUCUGCGAGGAGUGCCUCAAGACGCACAAGGAGGUGGUGGCCGUGGCCGGGUUCGCGGGGCACGCGACGCGCAACAGCCUGUGGCGGGAGCUCCUCGAGUCGCGGUUCGAGGCGAGCGGCGUGCACAAGGACCUGCUGCACACGUUGGUCCCGCGCGUCAGGCGGUACACGCAGCAGGCGCAGCAGGCGGCGGCGCGGGACUACCAGCCGUCCGGCAGCUCGGACGAGGGGAGCGAUGACAGGGAUGCGCACUACCGGCUUGCGCUCAUGACGGACAAGCUGUCGGCGCACUGUGACUGGAUCAGCCGGGCGAACAGGAAGGCGCUGGGGAGCAGCGCGGCGUGCGAGAACAUGGUUGAGCUUAUGAGGGAGAUGAUGGAGCUGUGUGGCAAGAUUGUGCCUGGCGUCGAGGCUGCUCCGCAGGACGGCCAGGAGGGAGGCGACAGGCAGUACUAG
Diaporthe citri is the source of this 801-nucleotide messenger RNA. RefSeq lists its product as uncharacterized. NCBI's taxonomy places the organism in Eukaryota, Fungi, Ascomycota, Sordariomycetes, Diaporthales, Diaporthaceae. Bases 1 to 801 code for a protein of 266 amino acids. The transcript has a single exon. The record is from RefSeq and is a predicted model, not a curated record.